Drosophila biarmipes is the source of this 1726-nucleotide messenger RNA. RefSeq names its product gustatory receptor for sugar taste 43a (gene Gr43a). The record is from RefSeq and is a predicted model, not a curated record. The transcript has 8 exons. NCBI's taxonomy places the organism in Eukaryota, Metazoa, Arthropoda, Insecta, Diptera, Drosophilidae. Gene Ontology annotation, biological process: sensory perception of taste. Bases 307 to 1656 code for a protein of 449 amino acids. Gene Ontology annotation, cellular component: neuronal cell body; axon; membrane.
UGCCGGCUUGGUAUUUUCACACGCUAAUUAUUAUUUACAUCGCGGACAGCCGAGCUUUUUGAUAAGCAAAUGUGUUACUCACUCGCACAUGGCGAGUGGGGUGUUUGCCCAGACGCUCGGCGAGGGUCCUGCGAAACCGGGGGUGUGCUGUGUGCUGGCUGGCCACUAAUAAUAGUCAAAUAUGGGAGCGCAUUAUUUGUUCGGUGUCGAAUAUGGCGUUUUGCAAUUUAAGGUCGUGUAUUUGGCCACUCGAGAACAGUUCUCGUCCGGAGGUCCUGCUGCGAGUGUCCCGCGUUACCAGAUACCAUGGAAAUAUCCCAGCCCAGCAUCGGCAUCUUCUACAUCAGCAAAGUGCUGGCCCUGGCUCCAUAUGCCACGCGGCUGAAUUCCAAGGGCCAUGUGGAAAUCCGUCGCAGCUGGCUGUUUACGGUUUACUCGGCCACUUUGACGUUGGUCAUGGUUUUUCUCACCUACCGGGGACUUCUGUUCGAUGCCAACUCCGAAGUACCCGUGCGAAUGAAGUCGGCAACGUCGAAGGUGGUGACUGCUUUGGACGUUUCUGUGGUGGUGAUGGCCAUCGUUUCGGGUGUUUACUGUGGCCUUUUCAGCCUGAACGACACCCUCGAGCUGAAUGGGCGUCUGAACAGGAUCGACAGCACUCUAAAUGGCUACAACAACUUCCGGAGGGAUCGGUGGCGAGCGCUCUCCAUGGCUGUGGUCUCCUUGGUGGCCAUUUCCCUUCUGGUCGGCCUGGAUGUGGGCACCUGGAUGCGCAUUGCCCAGGACUUGAACAUAGCGCAGACGGAUACGGAGCUUAAUGUUCAUUGGUACAUACCAUUUUACGGCCUCUACUUUAUCCUCACGGGCCUGCAAAUUAACUUUGCAAACACCGCCUACGGGCUGGGGAGGCGGUUUAGACGCCUGAACCGAAUGCUUUCCAGCAGCUUUCUAGGCGAGAACACCGCCUCCAGUGCCGUCAAGCCGCAAAUGGUCAGCACUGUGAAGAACAUCAGCGUGAAUCGUUCUGCGAUGCCACCUGCGCUGCACGCCAGCCUCACGAAACUGAACGGAGAAACUCUGCCCAGCGAAUCCGCAGGUGACAAGGCAGCCGCCCGCAGUGUAAUCCUCAACGUGGAGUUACUCAAAUUGGGUUAUUUUCCAGCCAAGAACAAGGGUCUGCUCCUCAAGGCUCUGGCGGACAGUCACGAGUCGCUGGGCAAGUGUGUCCACCUCCUGUCCAACUCCUUUGGCGUGGCGGUGCUCUUCAUCCUGGUCUCCUGCCUGCUGCAUCUGGUGGCCACAGCCUACUUUCUGUUUCUGGAACUGCUCAGCAAGCGGGACAACGGCUACCUGUGGGUGCAGAUGCUCUGGAUAUGCUUUCAUUUUCUGAGAUUGCUCAUGGUGGUGGAGCCGUGUCACCUCGCUGCCCGAGAGUCGCGCAAGACCAUUCAGAUUGUUUGCGAGAUCGAGCGGAAAGUGCACGAGCCCAUCCUGGCGGAGGCGGUGAAGAAGUUCUGGCAGCAGUUGCUCGUGGUCGAUGCCGACUUCUCCGCCUGCGGUUUGUGUCGCGUCAAUCGCACCAUCCUGACAUCGUUCUCCUCGGCCAUCGCCACCUAUCUCGUGAUACUCAUUCAGUUCCAAAGGACCAACGGCUAGGACGUGAAAGCAGUUGUUAGACAUAUAAAAAAGAUGCUUUUCUUUAUUAACACUAUUCACUAAACGGAGU